AUGCGGCAGUCGACGCCCAUUUUCUGGGUUGUCCAGGCCUGUCUAAUAUGGCUGACACUGGUAUCGGCGUCGCCUGUCAUUUCUGAUUUGGUGUCGGACUCCAAUGUCUCUGCAAUUCAGGCCCGUGACACAAAGCCGUUUCCGCUGAGAAUUCUGCCGCUCGGCGCUUCUAUUACUAUGGGGUACACGUCGAAAGAUGGAAAUGGAUAUCGGAAAUGGCUUCGAGAGCAAUUGCGUUAUGCUGGCUGGGAGGUUGAUAUGAUUGGCACUAUGAAGAAUGGUACUAUGCAUGAUAAUGACCAUGAUGGACAUAUCGGCUGGAGAAUCGAUCAAAUAGCAGCUCACGCCAAGACGAUCAUCUCACAGCAACCUAAUCUAAUUCUUCUCAACGCUGGUACAAAUGACGCUCUACAAAAUUACGAAGUAGAUACCGCAGGCGAGCGGAUGGACUCUCUCUUAACAUACCUCUUCAACUCUAUCCCCAACACAACCAUCAUCCUAUCAACUCUCACAUUCAAUGGAAAAGCACCCGAAUCAGCCACAGAUAUCAGCAUGCAAUAUCUAAAACUUGCCGCAAAACGCCGAGCACAAAAUGACAGACUAGUCGUAGCUGAUAUGAGCACUUUCAUUCAGUGGGACCAACUCGUGGAUAAAAUUCACCCGACAGCCACUGGCUAUAAGGAGAUGGCAUCAGUGUGGUGGGCAGCCAUUCAAGAUGCAGAGAAAGAAGGCUUUCUCGAGGCACCGAAGUCGACUUCUGCGUUAAAUGGUACUAUCAGCAAGACCGUUGAACAUGAACUCGAUGAUAGUACUGCUAAUCCAAGUCUGCCUGCAUACACGGCCCCGCCUCAGCCUACCAUAGCGGUUAGUAACGACUCGACUCGAUCUGGGUGGCAUCUCUGGGCUAUUGGAUUCCAGAUCAUUAUGGGUAUGUUCCCCGUUUCUCUCCUGUACAACUUGGGCAAGACUAACAUUAUCUAG
Penicillium griseofulvum is the source of this 981-nucleotide messenger RNA. Its product is annotated as SGNH/GDSL hydrolase family protein. The coding region runs from base 1 to 981 and encodes 326 amino acids. The transcript is spliced from 3 exons. Gene Ontology annotation, molecular function: phosphatidylcholine lysophospholipase A1 activity. The record is from RefSeq and is a predicted model, not a curated record. NCBI's taxonomy places the organism in Eukaryota, Fungi, Ascomycota, Eurotiomycetes, Eurotiales, Aspergillaceae.